Paralichthys olivaceus (Japanese flounder) is the source of this 3995-nucleotide messenger RNA. RefSeq names its product adenylosuccinate synthase 2 (gene adss2). Gene Ontology annotation, cellular component: cytoplasm. Gene Ontology annotation, molecular function: adenylosuccinate synthase activity; GTP binding. The record is from RefSeq and is a predicted model, not a curated record. Gene Ontology annotation, biological process: IMP metabolic process; 'de novo' AMP biosynthetic process. Lineage: Eukaryota; Metazoa; Chordata; Actinopteri; Pleuronectiformes; Paralichthyidae.
UGAGUCAACAUGUGAACAGUCGAACCACAGACUAACUUCAGCCCGAGCUCCCUCCUCUCGUCGGUGCGGCAGCGCGGUGAAAUAGGCGCACGAGUGAACCAGCGAUCCACUGAAGCACCGAGCCAGGGACCCAGCUGAGAUGUCGGAAAGCGGGAGCCAGGAAGACACCGGGGCCCCGAACGGCGGCGGGACGACGCGGCCACCUCGACCGUCCGUCGGCAACAAAGUGACCGUGGUGCUCGGGGCGCAGUGGGGCGACGAGGGGAAGGGGAAAGUUGUGGAUCUGCUGGCACAGGACGCGGACAUGGUGUGCAGAUGUCAGGGCGGUAACAACGCAGGACACACGGUGGUGGUUGGCUCAGUGGAGUACGACUUUCACCUCCUCCCCAGCGGCAUCAUCAACCCCAAGGUCACUGCCUUCAUUGGCAACGGUGUUGUGAUCCACCUUCCAGGCCUGUUUGAAGAGGCAGAAAAGAACGAACGCAAAGGGAAAAGUCUAAAAGGCUGGGAGAAAAGGUUGAUCAUCUCAGACAGAGCACACAUUGUGUUUGACUUCCACCAAGCGGUUGAUGGUGUUCAGGAACAGCAGAGACAAGAGCAAGCAGGCAAGAAUCUCGGGACAACAAAGAAGGGGAUUGGUCCAGUCUACUCGGCCAAGGCUGCACGCAGUGGUCUCAGGAUAUGUGACCUGCUGGCUGACUUCACUCAGUUCUCUGAAAGGUAUAAAGUAUUGGCCCGGCAGUACAAGUCUAUGUACCCCACUCUGGAGAUUGACAUAGAAGGAGAGCUGGUCAAAUUAAAGGAUUACGUGGAGGAGAUCAAGCCCAUGGUGAGAGAUGGAGUGCACUACAUGUACGAGGCUCUUCAUGGUCCACCCAAGAAGAUCCUGGUGGAAGGAGCCAACGCAGCGCUGCUGGACAUAGACUUUGGGACGUACCCAUUUGUGACGUCGUCCAACUGCACAGUGGGCGGGGUGUGCACAGGUCUCGGGAUGCCACCUCAGAAUGUCGGGGAGGUUUAUGGUGUGGUCAAGGCGUACACCACCAGAGUGGGCAUCGGAGCGUUCCCCUCAGAGCAGAGCAACGAGGUCGGAGAGCUGCUUCAGACUCGAGGGAAGGAGGUGGGCGUGACCACGGGCAGGAAGAGACGAUGUGGUUGGCUGGAUGUGGUGCUCAUCAAAUAUGCGCACAUGAUUAAUGGCUUCACAGCUAUAGCGCUCACCAAGCUCGACAUACUCGACGUGUUCUCCGAGAUCAAAGUGGGCGUAGCGUACAAAGUCGACAACCAACCUAUACCUCACUUCCCAGCCAAUCAGGAGGUACUGCAGCGUGUGGAGGUCCAGUAUGAGACGCUGCCCGGCUGGAACAGCGACACCUCUGCUGCCAGAAGCUUCGAGGAGCUGCCUGAGAACGCCCAGAAAUAUGUCCACUUUGUUGAGGAGCAUGUGGGAGUGCCUGUGAAAUGGAUCGGAGUGGGCAAGUCUCGGGAGUCCAUGAUCCAGCUGUUCUAGACGGAGGGAGGCCAAACACGAGCGAAGAGGACGCGCUGCAGCGAAUCAACUGUUCCCUUCUUGCCCUAACACCCACACACAGCCUACCUACCUGUCUCAACUCUGCGACAGAGAAACGACCACCACGUCUGUCCUUAACGCUAUACGCCUGCGUAUCAUCGGACUGUCCCACGUUACAGACCGGACCUCUCUGGAUCAGACUCCCCUCCCUGUAAAAGUGGUUCCCCCCGUCUCCAUCUGUGUUUUUAACCGCUGUAAACUUAAGGACAUCAGUUCCACUGUCGGGCCCCCUCUGUAAUUUGUUGCUAUUUAUGUCACAGCCAUUUAUUUUAAGACAUUCACACUCAGCAACACCAGCUGCCCUCAGGUCUGAGAGAGGAGACGUGAGGGACACUCACAGACAGGGAUCACUGCCCGCAGGGCCUGACCACACGUACGUUUGUUCGGUCGAGUCGAAGUGUAUUUCUUUUGAUCUAUGCUGUGGUUUAAAUGCGCUGCGCCAUAUCCGGUGUGAAUCAGUUACUAACUUUCAUUGGGUUUCAACUUCUUAACUCUUCAGAUGCUUUGGACUUUAUCCGCUUCAUGUUUGACUUUGCCAGGUGUACGACACAUCCUGACUUGAUAAAGGGAUCCUUUAAUAUUUUACAUGUGUGUGUUGGUGUUUGUCAAACACUUCGAUUGCCUUGUCGUUCAACCAAAAAGACAGUUAGCCUUUAAAUUUCCUGUAGCUUGUAACUGAAACGUCGCCCAGUGCUGUGGAAGGACUCAUGGACUCAUGUUUCCAUCGAGCAGGACAGAUUUACCAUCACUUUAUCUUAUCUUAUAACAGGAAUUUAAUAAUUUGUACUUUUCAGGACAAUGUUUAUUAAAAGGAAUGAGGAAGACAACUUUUACACAGAAAGAAGAAAAGUGCAAAUUGGACCGAUUGUACUUCAGCCGUCGUUAUAAAACCAGAAAGAUGAUGAUCACGUUGUUGAUCACACAUUGUUCCCCUGUCUGUUAAAUAAUCUAAAUUUGGGCUGAUAUCUUCGCAGCUAUUGUGAAGUUCUUUUCACAGAGUGAGAAAAGUAAGAUGCUGUCAGAGCUUCUCGAUCUCUCCGACUUUCAACCAGCCGGCUGUUGAGUGUCUUUCUGACUCACUCCCUCUUAAUUACAGUCUUAACUAAAUGAUGUGUAGGCGGCAUUACAGUUUGACUGAUAAAGUAUAUUUAUGUUUGGAUUGUUGUGAUGAAGGGAUGCUCCAGUGGUGCAGCACUGAUCUUUUGUUUUAAUGAUCAUAACUCAGGCAGCAGAAUAUAACAGUGUGGGUCAAACAUUUCCCAAAAUGCAACACAAUGCGCUCCUUCAUCAUGCUAUAUUUAAAUGGACAGUAGAGGUGGGAAAGAUUUAAAAAAUAUAUAAAUUAAGAUGGUGGUUGCAGAAUUCUUAAUGAGAGUUUUUAAAAAAUACUAUGAAUUGAUAAUACCACACUAUAGUCAUUGCAUGUUUUCACGAUGUUGCCAGUGGACGUGACGUGAGUUGUGCAUGUUUGGUUUGAUGCAGCGGUAGAAGAGACUCUAAGUUUCAAAAGAUGACAUGAACAUUGACAUGACAUGAAUGUGGCUUUGGAACAGUCGCAGUGGAGAUAUAACUGUUCUCAACUCAUUUCAUAGACAAAGUUUCACAACAUUUAUUUUCCCAAUUUUGGCUUUUUAAUUAAUUCUCUCUAGAUGUGAUUUUAGUUUUGUUUUAAAAUCAGGAGCUUCAAUAAAACAGUUCAGGAAUUUUACAAAUACACAAUUAAGUAUAAACUACAUUAAUAAUAAUCAGCAGUCCCGUUCAUUUCAUACAUCAGUUCCUUAAAUGUGUCUGACGUUUUUCAUCAGGAUCCAUGAAUUACUCUAAAAAACGUAAAAUCUUAAAAUGUUAAAGAAAGUGAUAAAACCAUUCCUGGAUAUUGGAUCUGCACCAACAUGAAAAUGAUUCUUUCCUGAACCAAACUGAAUUCUUCUGCCAAGUUUAGUGGAAAUCUGUCCUGUAGCUUUUGUGUAAUCUUACAAACAAACAUAGAAAAUGACAUAAGGGGUGAAAACACAACCUGCUCGAUGGAGGUGAAGACACAACAAACCUCCCAUUGAUGAAACAAAAGAAAAUCAUUCACAGACUUAGUGAGUUCAUUGAUACGCUGAAGCUCAGGUCUGCCCCCUGGUGGUGGUGAAAAGGGAUGAAAACAGUGACCCUGUAUCUCCUGUGAGGUCACACUGAGGUUCUUACUUUACCUGUGCACACUGCCAACUUUCACCGAAGCUCAUUGACUCCUGCUGUGGCCUCUGGUCCAGAGACUAGAUGAAUGUUUAAGACCGUGUCGGCAAACACUCAACAAAUAAUUCUUCUGUUCUAUAUUCAUCCCUCUUAUGUGCAGUUUUAUUUCCAAACAAUUCAUCCUGAUGUUAUAUGUUGGUGUCUCUGGGAUCUCAAUAAAAAAAGUUCUAUGGGUUUGAACAAA